AUGUCCUGGUUUCGUCCACCUCCACCAGGGACAAAGUUGACUCCUUGGGUUCCGGACCUUAUUUUUAUUCCGAUUGCACGAGCUUUCGAACGUUUCGGAGUGUAUUUUUAUAACAGGGUCCUGAAUAAGACGGAGAUCGGUUUGUUCGAUAAGAGGUGGAACAAAAACGUUCAUGGUCCCUAUUGUCACUAUAGAUACUACGGCAAGCUCGAUACGAAACUUUUUGAUGUGAAACUUACCGAUCUUCCGGCAUGGAUUGGUCGUCGUGAAAAAACUCCAUCUGCAUUUUACAAUGAAGUCAUGAGGAAUAUCUGGAGAGUACAUCACAACUACUACUCAGGACCGGUAUACGGAAGUGUUGGCAUGUCUCGUAGAGGUGCAUUCAUAGUGUUCGAAGGACUAGAUCGCAGCGGAAAGACAACUCAGGCUAAGCGGCUUCAUGAAAAAAUCAACCUUUCGGGAGGCAAGUCAGUGCUGCUGUCGUUCCCCGAUAGAAAAGAACCUUUUGGUCAGGUAAUCGAUCGUUACCUGCGGAAGGAGAUCGAUUUAUCGGAGCGAGCGCUGCACUUAGCAUUUUCAGCGAAUAGAUGGGAGAAGGCGGCAUUGAUAGAAGAGGAGAUAUCCUCCGGAGUCGAUGUUAUUUGUGACCGAUACUGUUUCAGCGGAGUCGCGUAUUCCUUAGCCAAAGGACUAGAUCCACAUUGGGUGAGACAAGCUGACGUUGGCCUGCCAUGUCCUGAUGUUGUACUUUUCUUCGAAGUUUCACCGCAAAUUGCACAACAACGAGGUGGAUACGGUGAUGAACGUCUUGAAAAUGAUCAGUUGCAGCAAAAAGUGUACUCUGCUAUGAAACAGUUGAGGAAGAACUAUUGGCAAGUAUGUAACAACUUGUAUUGUUUUCUAAAUAGUGGAGACAGAAUAAUAUAUUUGCAGAUCAUUAAUGCUGAUGAAGAUAGGGAAGCGGUUGAAGCUGUAGUGCAACAAAUUUAUUCGCAAAUUAGUCGCGAUGGCACUCUUAAGAAAAUAGAUGCGAUCUGA
This is a messenger RNA of Angiostrongylus costaricensis, 1038 nucleotides long. The record is from the annotation of a GenBank genome assembly. Lineage: Eukaryota; Metazoa; Nematoda; Chromadorea; Rhabditida; Metastrongylidae.